Molecule: messenger RNA, 432 nt
Organism: Penicillium argentinense
Lineage: Eukaryota; Fungi; Ascomycota; Eurotiomycetes; Eurotiales; Aspergillaceae
Exons: 1
Coding region: 1-432 (143 amino acids)
Source: RefSeq, a predicted model, not a curated record
AUGCAGCCGCAGGGAACGGGGAUUAAGGUAAGAUUUACCCUGAAGUGCGUUAAGCAGGUCGACGUCAACACCGAGGACAGCGAUUCGAGCCCCGAGGCCUCCGCUGGAUCUCCCGGCUGUGACGACUACGAUUCUGACGAGGACGAGGGUAACGGUGAGUACAUCCCUCCUUCCGAAAGUGAAGACUCUGACUCCGAGAAUAAUAUUUCUCUCCUUGGCGCCGACUCUACCAGUGAGAGCGGUGAAUCUUCGCGCUCUGAGAGUGAGCCUUCUCACUCUCACGGUUAUUACCCUCAGACUGGUUCCGAGGGCGAGGGCAACGGUGAGUUUUCAUCUCCUCCCGAAAGUGAAAUAUCUUUUGACUCCGAGAGUGAGAUCUCUUACCCUGACGCCAGUGAGAGCGGCGAAUCUUCCAGCUCCGAGAGUGAGUAG